GAGCUGAACCUCGCGUUCGCCACUCAGACACACGCCUCUUUCCUUGAGCACUCGCUAGGACCGACUCGUUCCACUCAUGAACCCGCACCAGCAGCAGAAUCAUUUUCUGGAAAUAGACAAGAAGAACUGCUGUGUGUUCCGGGAUGAUUUCAUAGCCAAUGUGCUGCCGACGGUGUUGGGGCUGGAGUUUGUGUUCGGGCUCCUGGGCAAUGGCCUUGCCCUGUGGAUUUUCUGCUUUCACCUCAAGUCCUGGAAAUCCAGCCGGAUUUUCCUGUUCAACUUGGCUGUGGCUGACUUUCUCCUGAUCAUCUGCCUGCCAUUCUUGACGGACAACUAUGUGAGGAAGUGGGACUGGAGGUUCGGGGACGUCCCUUGCCGGCUGAUGCUGUUCAUGCUGGCCAUGAACCGCCAGGGCAGCAUCAUCUUCCUCACGGUGGUGGCUGUGGACAGGUACUUCCGGGUGGUCCAUCCUCACCACGCUCUGAACAAGAUCUCAAAUCGGACAGCGGCCAUUAUAUCCUGCCUCUUGUGGGGUGUCACCAUCGGCCUCACAGGUCACCUCCUGUACAAAAAAAUGUUGAUCAGGAACGAAGAUGCGAAUUUGUGCAGCAGCUUUAGCAUCUGCCAUACCUUCAGGUGGCAUGAUGCCAUGUUCCUCCUGGAGUUCAUCCUGCCCCUGGGCAUCAUCCUGUUCUGCUCAGCCAGAAUCAUCUGGAGCCUGCGCCAGCGACAAAUGGACAGACAUGCCAAGAUCAGGAGGGCCAUCAACUUCAUCAUGGUGGUGGCCAUUGUCUUCAUCAUCUGUUUCCUGCCCAGCGUGGCUGUGCGCAUACGCAUUUUCUGGCUCUUGCACACCGUGGGCACGAGGAACUGUGACAUCUAUCGCUCAGUUGACCUGGCAUUUUUCAUCACCCUUAGCUUCACCUACAUGAACAGCAUGCUGGACCCUUUGGUGUACUACUUCUCCAGCCCAUCUUUUCCCAACUUCUUCUCCACCCUGAUCAACCGCUACCUGCGGGAGAAGACGCCCCAACAGUCAGAUAAUAACCAGAGCACAAGCAUGGAGCUCACGGGGGAUCUGAGCGCCACCAGGAGUGUGCCAGACAAUUUAGUGGCCCACGCCGGUGAGCCAUGGAACCCGUCUUAUCCGACCCCAGCUUCUCGCUAAAUACCCGAGCCAAGAAGUGAGAUGGUCACCAAGAACCAAGGUCUCUGGGGAAAGAGUUUGGCUGGGUGCACACAGUAACAUCAUGAGACGUGGCCUGUGGUUUCCUGGAAUUUCCAGAUUCGGAGAAUCGGAUUUAGAGAAGGAGUGUGGCAGAGUGGGCUGCCUGGUUGUGGAGCGUCACCAGAGGACUCUUGGGAGGAACAGAGAGUAAAGCUUCUGAGACUUCUGCUCAGUCUCUGGCACUCACAGAACCGAAGACGGCCAAACUGUCCACACUUCUGCAGAGUAGAGCUGGAGCCAGGGAGACGCCCAUGAGCACCCGUGAUUCACUGGCCUCCUUCCCUCACCUGCCUGAGGCAGGGAUGGCUCUCAGCUCCUGGGGGCGAUACCCAGUCGGUCGGGCUCUAGCCGGGAUAAGGAAAGCUAAGUGGUUGGAGGGGAGUUAUGGCCCCUGGGCGGAGGCCAGGAAUCAUUAAAGAAGCCAGUAGGUCACCCACAUUCCAAGGGACCGAUUCAUCUUUCAGCCAAGCUUUAGCAGAAAAGCACCGGGCAGGAGACUCGUAAGCUUUGGUUAAUAUCUGAGUUUCCGGUUGCGGUAAGAGAGGGAUUAGCCAGGGCAGGACUGAGCAAAACAGUCUUACUGAGAGAAAGAAAAGGCAUUUUGCAGCAACCUGCGCCUAAUCCAUUCCUCUUCUGCUGACUAAUUGGAAGGCUGAGGGUUAGAGGCUUCAGAGAAGACAGCUGCUUCCCACCUGUUUGGUUUUGUCGUUAAAAGGGAAAUGCUGCCCAAUGGUUAGAGGGAGAAGGUUCCUUCUGGUUCAUUUGCUUGUGUUCCUGUCCUUAUAAGAAAUCUACCACUUCAAUAAAUUUUGAUGUGAGACACACAGUCUGGUGUUGCAUGUGUCUGGGUGAUGGUUCACAGAAAGGGACUUCUUACUUAAGCGGAGACCUUUAUGGGUUGUUAACUGUGUCCCGACAGAACAUACCAAAUACUGUCAAGUAAGGAAAGGAGGUAGACACUGAGCUGCAUCAAGAGAGUUAAGUAAAAAUUGCACCUGCUUUAGGACCAGGAUGAGGAAGGGCUGGGAAUAAGUAAAAAUCAUUUAAUUUGGAAGGGUGGCGCUAACAGGGUUGCAGGGGCCCUGUACAUUCUAUUUAGGGUGAAUAUUGCUAUGACUAUUUGUGUCUUAAAAAAGGAAUUGGGACAGACCGGGGUGUUUGCAGAAGAGGGAGGGAAAAGAAAGAAUUUCCUAUGGAACAGUUUCUGUUCCCAGUUCUGGGAUGGAAAGGAGAUGUACCGGUUUGAGUCUGUGAUCAGUCCAAGUUUCUGUUACGCUUUCAUCCCCAGCCUGUCCCUCCUUGAUUCCUUAGCAAGAUGCGGCUUGCUUUGCCAUCCUGACUCAGAUACAGAUAAGAAAGGGAGAGACUCAGACUCCAAGCCAGAGCUUAAAUGGCAAAAAAUGAAGAACAGACAGACGUUCUCAUAUUGAAGUGCUUUCGGAGUGCUUUGCUUGCCCGGUUCUCCUGUUGAUUCCUACAAGUAGAAAGUUAAAGCAGAGAUCACCUCAAAGAGAAGAAGUGGCAGACAUGAGCUCAGAGGAAAGGAGUACGUUCCCCCAGCUUCCCAUGCAUGAGUCAGCAGCGAGCCUGGCUGGGAAACUCGGACCAGUUCAGCACUAACUCACAUCCGUCCGUUUGCUCAGGAGUUCCAUCAGCUUUCAUUUAUUUAUUCAUUUUUAAAGCAGGCUCUGUGUCCAAGGUGAGGCUUGCAUUCACAACCCUGAGAUCAAGAGUUGCAUGUUCUACUGACCGAACCAGCCAGGCGCCCUUCCAUCAGCUUUUAGGUAUUAAGCACCAAUGAUGUGUCAGAUGCUGCUCUGGGUGGUUGGUGGAGAUAGAACAAGGCACAGGGGGGGACGCCUGGGUGGCUCAGUCGGUUAAGCAUCGGCCUUUGGCUCAGGGCACGAUCUCGGGGUCCUGGGAUUGAGCCCGGCGUCAAGCUCCCUGCUCAG
Zalophus californianus (California sea lion) is the source of this 3180-nucleotide messenger RNA. RefSeq names its product hydroxycarboxylic acid receptor 2 (gene HCAR2). Bases 77 to 1168 code for a protein of 363 amino acids. The transcript has a single exon. The record is from RefSeq and is a predicted model, not a curated record. NCBI's taxonomy places the organism in Eukaryota, Metazoa, Chordata, Mammalia, Carnivora, Otariidae. Gene Ontology annotation, molecular function: G protein-coupled receptor activity. Gene Ontology annotation, cellular component: membrane. Gene Ontology annotation, biological process: G protein-coupled receptor signaling pathway.